AUGGAUUUAGAUAGUAACAAUACCAAAUCCAUUAAGAGAAACGUUGUGGACCAACUUGUUGAAGGCUACGAAUCCGCUACUCAGCUUCAGCUUCUCCUCUCUCAUCAACAAUCUAAUCACCACAUGGAUCAGACCCGUAUUGUUUCCGGAGAUCCGGAUCUAGUUAAUAAGCUCAUGACUAAGGUCUUGGAUUCUUUCCAAAAAACCAUACCUGUUCUUGAUUCUUUUGACCAAGUCACCAGCGCUUCCGUCGUCGUUGAGGGUUCACGGAAUGCUUCAUGCGGAGAUGAUUCCGCGACUCCGGUGACUUGCAACGGUGGAGAUUCCGGUGAUAGUAGAAAGAGACUUGGCGUUGGUAAGAAGGGUAAAAGAGGAUGCUACACUAGAAAGAAGAGAUCACAUAGUUGGACUGUGGAAGCUAGAAGUAUUGAUGAAGACAAAUAUGCUUGGAGGAAAUAUGGACAAAAACAGAUUCUUAAUACCAAAUUCCCAAGGAGUUACUUUAGAUGUACACACAAGCCAACACAAGGAUGCAAAGCAAUAAAGCAAGUCCAGAAACAAGAGCAUGACCCUAAUUUGUUUCAAAUCACAUAUAUUGGUCACCAUACAUGUAAUGCUAGUGAUGGAAUACAAGCAAAGACCGAGCCUUUUGAUCACGGAAUAAUCAUGGAUUCAGACAACACAUUGGCUGCAACCAUUGAUCAGGACCAUGUCAACCCAUAUAUACAAGAGCAAGAAAACGACCUUAGUAGCCUGAUCGUAGUAGCAAGCAUGGUGAAGGAGGAGGAUAACAACAAUGGUGAUCAGAAUAAAGACAAUUGUGAGGGUUCUUCCACGUAUAGUGAUUUGUCAUUAGUUUGGCCAGACGUGAUGAUGGUUGAUGAUCAUCAACAUCAUAAGAAUCACUACUAUCAUGGUGAAGCUAGUACUACUUCUCAUCAAUUCUCUUUCAUUGACAAUGAUCAACUCUCCUCCUUAUUUGAUUCAUACUGCCCUUAUGAAGGAGCAAGUGCUAUAUGAACAUUUGAUAUAUCUUAGCUAGGUAUAGUAUUUUCUCUUCCUCUCUGUUUUAGUAUGUUUAGUGGAAUGUAAUAUUUUUGUUGUAUGUUUGAUACAAUACUGUUUCUGCAUUUCUAUUGUUUCAUUUUCUUUGAACUUGCUCUUGAUGUUUUGGACGUGGUACUACUAUCAA
Molecule: messenger RNA, 1192 nt
Organism: Raphanus sativus (radish)
Lineage: Eukaryota; Viridiplantae; Streptophyta; Magnoliopsida; Brassicales; Brassicaceae
Product: probable WRKY transcription factor 54
Exons: 3
Coding region: 1-1020 (339 amino acids)
Biological process (GO): regulation of DNA-templated transcription
Molecular function (GO): DNA-binding transcription factor activity; sequence-specific DNA binding
Source: RefSeq, a predicted model, not a curated record